Messenger RNA from Sebastes umbrosus (honeycomb rockfish), 1866 nucleotides. It is a transcript of the gene dhrs11a, whose product is annotated as dehydrogenase/reductase (SDR family) member 11a. The transcript is spliced from 7 exons. NCBI's taxonomy places the organism in Eukaryota, Metazoa, Chordata, Actinopteri, Perciformes, Sebastidae. The record is from RefSeq and is a predicted model, not a curated record. Bases 207 to 974 code for a protein of 255 amino acids.
GGCUCAGGCACACACUGCCCGCCGCUGUCUGUCCUGGAUGCUGGAGCUGGAGCUGGAGCUGGAGCAGACUGAGAGGAGGUUGUUAUUAACCGCUGCAUCCCUCCAUUACAACAUAUCUACAGCUAACAACGGUGACAGCUUGAACUAAGCAGCCAGAGGAGCUGUAGUUGUCGUGUACAGUAGUAGACAGUAACCGGUGGAGAGAGAUGGAGCGGUGGAAAGGCAGAGUGGCCCUGGUGACCGGAGCCUCGGUGGGCAUCGGAGCGGCUGUAGCCCGGGCACUGGUCCAGCAGGGCAUGAGGGUGGUCGGCUGUGCCAGGAAUGUCGACAAAAUAGAGAAGCUGUCAGCAGAAUGUCAGAGCGCCGGCUACAGCGGCACACUCAUCCCAUACAAGUGUGACCUGUCCAACGAGGAGGAGAUCCUGUCCAUGUUCUCAGCAAUCAAGACGCUACACAAGGGCGUAGACGUAUGCAUCAAUAAUGCCGGACUGGCCCACAAUGAGCCCUUGCUCAGCGGGAAGACGGAGGGCUGGAGGAACAUGAUCGACGUGAAUGUCUUAGCCUUGUCUAUCUGCACCCGUGAGGCGUACAAAUCAAUGAAGGAGAGGAAUGUGGACGAUGGCCACAUCAUCAAUAUUAACAGUAUGGGUGGGCAUCGAGUGGUGCCGAGUGCAGAUGAGCAUUUCUACUGUGCCACUAAAUACGCUGUGACUGCUUUGACUGAGGGGAUACGGCAAGAGCUUCGAGAAGCAAACACCCACAUCAGAGCCACAUGUAUAUCUCCUGGAAUAGUGGAGACUGAGUUUGCCUUCCGGCACCACAACAGUGAUCCAGAGAAAGCAGCUGCAGUGUAUGAGAGUAUGAAAUGUUUGAAAGCAGAAGACAUAGCCAGUGCAGUCACAUUUGUCCUCAGUGCCCCUCCUCAUGUCCAGAUUGGAGAUGUGCAGAUGAGGCCAGUAGAGCAGGUGUCCUAGCAGUGAAACAGGAAGCUGCAGGAGGAGCAAACAGACGGCAGCCACGGUGACUCCUUAGCGACCUCUGCUGGGCAAAGGGGAGGGGUGGGUUGGGGGGGUAAAAACAAAUCAACUACAGCUGUGUUGGAUCUGCAGGGACGUGGUCGAAGAGGGCUGGAGCAUUAAGGAGGCUGUGCGAACGGAAAUGAAGGGGCGUGUGGACUCUGUAAACCACUACAAAAAUACUACUGAAUGCAGCGACCUGGUAUUGGUGAAUCGUUGAGCCCGGUCCUGAACUGAGCCGACUCCAAAACUACAGUAGGAACAAAUAAGAAAGGAGCUGCUGCUGUGCUAUGUGGUCAUCUGCACGACCAUCACUUCAGAGGGAAGAGUAUGCCAUUGAUUGCACGUGUUUUGUUUUUGUAGGUCAUACGACAUAUCUUUUUUUGAAAUUAAAUGGAAAGAGUAAUUGCUGUUUAUAUAAUUUUUUUUAUAAAUAUCUUAACUUGAUCAUAGAUAGAUGUGGUCUCAUACUCACUAACCAUAGACAAUACUACCCAGUGUCACUAAACAUCAACAGGCUGUCCAUCCUGCCACCUUUACUCACAGUAUGUUCAUAUUCAUUUAACCCUUGUUUGGAUCUAUCCAGGUCUCAACCCCCAUGAUAAGGAAUCAGGAAACGCACAGGUGCCCUUGUCUGUUAAGCACAUGGGUUUCUACUAUUCACCUUUUUGCCUGUGUAUUUUCAGUUCUGCACUUUGGAUUCAUUCACGAGGAAUUGUAAGAAGGAAACACUGGCAACUUAUGUAGGGGGAAGAAACUAACUCUGUGUUCAUGUAUACCCUACAAAUGUGUACCUUUCAGUGGAAAUUUCUCCUUAAAUGAAUAAAUAAAACCAAUUGCCCAGAAGUAA